UAAUAGGCUGCGUUCCUCUUGGAAUGCGCAGCAGAACCAGGGAAGUAGUGACGACUGCGGCGUUCGCUGCCUCAGUCCACUCGCCACUCCGCCGCUCUCCGCCGCUGCACCGCGCAAACCCGCCCCUUUCCUGUGCCAGGAACUGACUGGCACGAUGCCCUACCAAUACCCAGCACUGACUCCGGAGCAAAAGAAGGAGCUGUCUGACAUUGCUCAGCGCAUUGUGGCUCCGGGCAAGGGCAUCCUGGCUGCAGAUGAGUCCACUGGGAGCAUUGCCAAGCGGUUGCAGUCCAUUGGCACUGAGAAUACCGAGGAGAACCGACGCUUCUACCGCCAGCUGCUGCUCACUGCCGAUGACCGCGUGAAUCCCUGCAUUGGGGGUGUCAUCCUCUUCCAUGAGACACUCUAUCAGAAGACAGAUGAUGGGCGUCCCUUCCCCCAAGUUAUCAAAUCCAAGGGUGGUGUCGUGGGCAUCAAGGUAGAUAAGGGCGUGGUACCCCUGGCAGGAACAAAUGGCGAGACUACUACCCAAGGGCUGGAUGGGCUGUCUGAGCGCUGUGCCCAGUACAAGAAGGAUGGAGCUGACUUUGCCAAGUGGCGCUGUGUGCUAAAGAUUGGGGAACACACCCCCUCAGCCCUUGCCAUCAUGGAAAAUGCCAACGUUCUGGCCCGUUAUGCCAGCAUCUGCCAGCAGAAUGGUAUUGUGCCCAUUGUGGAGCCUGAGAUCCUCCCCGAUGGGGACCAUGACUUGAAGCGCUGUCAGUACGUAACUGAAAAGGUGCUGGCUGCUGUCUACAAGGCCCUGAGUGACCACCACAUCUACCUGGAAGGCACCUUGCUGAAGCCCAAUAUGGUCACCCCAGGCCAUGCCUGUACCCAGAAAUUUUCUAACGAGGAGAUUGCCAUGGCAACUGUUACCGCACUGCGCCGCACAGUGCCCCCUGCUGUCCCUGGGAUCACCUUCCUAUCUGGAGGUCAGAGUGAGGAGGAGGCGUCCAUCAACCUCAAUGCAAUCAACAAGUGCCCCCUGUUGAAGCCAUGGGCCCUGACCUUCUCCUAUGGUCGAGCCCUACAGGCCUCUGCCCUGAAGGCCUGGGGUGGAAAGAAGGAGAAUCUGAAGGCUGCCCAGGAGGAAUAUGUCAAACGAGCACUGGCCAACAGCCUCGCCUGCCAAGGCAAGUACACUCCAAGCGGUCAGGCCGGGGCUGCAGCCAGCCAGUCCCUCUUCAUCUCCAACCAUGCCUACUAAACAGAGGUGUUCCAAGGCUGCCCCCUCAACACUCCAGGCCCUGCCCCCUCCCACACUCACUCCUGAAGAGGGGGCCUCAUCAGGGGCUGCAGGCUGUUUCCCAUCCUUGCCUCCUUUGUGACAUUGGUGCGUGGUGUUGUCUGCGUAUGCUAACUCCAGUGCUCUUUCCAGCCCACUGCCAAUAAACAGCUAUUUAAGGGGGAGUUCUUGGCCAUGUUUAUAGUGUCUGGGUCAGGGGAGGGCCCAGGGAGGUGGCAGAGUCCAGAAGAAAGAACCCUUCUUUUAUUUCUUUUUUUCUUAGGCAGGAAAAAGGUGAAGGGGUGGGGUAGGCAUUUCCUGCUUUGUUUUAUAAUUGCGGAGGGCUUGUGGAAUAUUCUUCCAACUACCAAUGUCUCUUAUCCCUUCUACCAGCAGCGUCAGAUAAUAAUUGGAGUGUGUAUAACUGCUAAGUUGUAUGAGGCUGCAGGGUCAGUCUCUCUUCUAUAUCUAGAACUCACAGGUGCAAGAGGUCCCUGUGACAAAAUAACCAGUGACAAAAGUCAAGAUUUCCUGAGUCUAUGAGCCAGGCAACAUAAGUGUUCUAUAUGGGUAUGUGCUGUUAUUCCCAAUUUACGCUUAAGGCUUUAUUGCUGGAGAUUGUAUUGUUUCUGGAUGGAAACAAGAUUAUUAAUCCAUAUCUCAAUCUACACUGUUGAGCUUGUCCAUUUUCCCAUCUUAAUGGAAAAUCAGAUUAGAACUGGCUUCUUAGUCUUCUUGGGCAGUGGAACCCCUUGAAGAACCUGGAAUCCUCUCCAACAUCUCAACAAUGCAGACACAAACACAGAACUCAGGUUCCAACUUAAGAACUGAGCCUCUAGCCCUGGCUGGUAUGGCUCAGUGAAUUGAGCACUGUCCUGUGCACCGAAAGUCGCCGGUUCAAUCUCCAGUCAGGGUACAUGCCUGGGUUGUCCGGCAGAUCCCCAAUAGGGGGCAUAAGAGGCAGCCACACACUGAUGUUUCUCUCCCUCUCUUUCUCCCUCCUUUUCCCCGUCUAAAAAUAAAUAAAUGAAAAAUCUUUGAAAAAGAAAGAA
Pteronotus mesoamericanus is the source of this 2319-nucleotide messenger RNA. It is a transcript of the gene ALDOA, whose product is annotated as aldolase, fructose-bisphosphate A. Gene Ontology annotation, molecular function: fructose-bisphosphate aldolase activity. Bases 155 to 1249 code for a protein of 364 amino acids. Gene Ontology annotation, cellular component: cytosol. Gene Ontology annotation, biological process: fructose 1,6-bisphosphate metabolic process; glycolytic process. The transcript is spliced from 9 exons. NCBI's taxonomy places the organism in Eukaryota, Metazoa, Chordata, Mammalia, Chiroptera, Mormoopidae. The record is from RefSeq and is a predicted model, not a curated record.